Myotis daubentonii (Daubenton's bat) is the source of this 1419-nucleotide messenger RNA. RefSeq names its product lecithin-cholesterol acyltransferase (gene LCAT). Gene Ontology annotation, biological process: lipid metabolic process. The record is from RefSeq and is a predicted model, not a curated record. NCBI's taxonomy places the organism in Eukaryota, Metazoa, Chordata, Mammalia, Chiroptera, Vespertilionidae.
CCGGGGCCCCUCCCACUGCCACUCCAGAUAAGGCCAGCCCAAGACUGCUUCACUGGGCAGUAGGCACUAGGGCUGGAAUGGGGCUGCCUGGUUCCCCAUGGCAGUGGGUGCUGCUGCUGGGGCUGCUAUUCCCCCCUGCCGCCUCCUUCUGGCUCCUCAAUGUGCUGUUCCCCCCGCAAACCACGCCCAAGGCUGAGCUCAGUAACCACACACGGCCCAUCAUCCUCGUGCCUGGCUGCCUGGGGAAUCAGCUGGAAGCCAAACUGGAUAAACCAGAUGUGGUGAACUGGAUGUGCUACCGCAAAACAGAGGACUUCUUCACCAUCUUUCUGGAUAUCACUAUGUUCCUACCCCUUGGAGUAGACUGCUGGAUCGAUAACACCAGGGUUGUCUACAACCGCAGCUCUGGGCGUGUGUCCAAUGCCCCCGGUGUACAGAUCCGUGUCCCUGGCUUUGGCAAGACCUACUCUGUUGAGUACCUGGACAAAAACAAGCUGGCAGGUUACAUGAACACCCUGGUGCAGAAUCUGGUCAACAAUGGCUACGUGCGGGAUGAGACAGUGCGGGCUGCCCCCUAUGACUGGCGCCUGGAGCCCAACCAGCAGGAGGAGUACCACCAGAAGCUCUCUGGGCUGGUGGAAGAGAUGUAUGCUACUUAUGGGAAGCCUGUCUUCCUCAUUGGGCACAGUCUUGGCUGCCUGCACCUGCUCUAUUUCUUGCUGCGCCAACCCCAGUCUUGGAAGGAUCGCUUCAUUGAUGGCUUCAUCUCUCUUGGGGCUCCCUGGGGUGGCUCCAUCAAGCCCAUGCUGGUCUUGGCCUCAGGUGACAACCAGGGCAUCCCAAUAAUGUCCAGCAUCAGGCUGAAACAGAAGCAGCGCAUAACAACAACGUCCCCCUGGAUGUUUCCUGACUACCGGGUAUGGCCUGAGGACCAUGUGUUCAUUUCCACACCCAGCUUCAACUACACAGGCCGUGACUUCCAGCGCUUCUUUGAAGACCUGUACUUUGAAGACGGCUGGUACAUGUGGCUACAGUCACGUAGCCUGCUGGCAGGACUCCCAGCACCUGGUGUAGAAGUGUAUUGUCUGUAUGGCGUGGGUCUGCCCACGCCUCAUACCUACAUCUUUGACCAUGGCUUCCCCUACACAGACCCCGUGAGCAUGCUCCAUGAGGAUGGCGAUGACACUGUGGCCACACGCAGCAGUGAGCUCUGUGCCCAAUGGAAGGGCCUCCAGCCACAGCCUGUGCACCUGCUCCCUCUGAACGGGACAGACCACCUCAACAUGGUCUUCAGCAAUCAGACACUAGAGCACAUCAAUGCCAUCCUGCUGGGUACCUACCGACAUAGCACCUCUGUACCCACAGCUGCCAGCUCAGGGACCCCGCCCCCUGAAUAAAGAUCAUCCUUUGCUGCUGUAA